Molecule: messenger RNA, 549 nt
Organism: Diaporthe amygdali
Lineage: Eukaryota; Fungi; Ascomycota; Sordariomycetes; Diaporthales; Diaporthaceae
Product: DUF1674 domain-containing protein
Exons: 1
Coding region: 1-549 (182 amino acids)
Biological process (GO): mitochondrial respiratory chain complex II assembly
Cellular component (GO): mitochondrion
Source: RefSeq, a predicted model, not a curated record
AUGCCUUCAAUCCGCCUCUUCCCCCGGUCCUCAAGCCUCCGCGCAAUCCGCACAGCAGCCCUCACAAAACCAGCAGCAGCAGCACCGCGACCAUCAACGCGACCGUCACAAUCACCCCUCGCCGCCGCCGCCGCCGCGGCGCGCCCCUACUCCUCAGCUUUCCAGCAGGGCCCCUCGCCACCACGCCUGCCGGCAGAGCAGCAGGCCGAGUUCGAGCGGCUGCAGCGCGCCGUGGCGGACCGGCUCGCGGACCCGACGCCGCUGCCGCACGAGCUGCCGCAGACGUCGCCCGCCUCGACGCCCGGCGGGGGCGGGGCCGAAGCAGCAGCAGCUACAGCAACAUCAACAACAACAUCAUCAUCAUCAUCAACACCACCGCCUCCGCGCGCCGAGGAGCCCACCACCGGCGGCGUGUGGCGCGGCGCGCCCCCCGAGUUCGACGGCGACAGGAACCCAAAGACUGGCGAGGUCGGCGGGCCCAAGACGGAGCCGCUGCGGUGGGGCAGCGCCGGCGACUGGAGCUACAACGGACGCGUGACGGACUUCUGA